GACCCUGAGAGAGAGAGAGAGAGAGAAAUGGAGUAUAUAAAGAGAGAACGAUAGGUGAGUGCUUGAAGGGGGCAAGGAAAGAGAAAAAAAAUAAACAGUUGCCAGAAAACCCAAAAUCUCCAUCGAUCUCUGCCUUUCUUUCAGUCGCUUCACGAAUUCCGAGUAGAAGGAGAGUGGGAUUUCUGUGGAUCUACAGAAUUCUGGAGAGUUGGGAUUGCUUGAUCGUUUAAAAAGAUGUCUUCUUUAAGCAGAGAGCUUGUUUUCUUGAUUCUUCAGUUUCUAGAUGAAGAAAAAUUUAAAGAAACUGUACACAAAUUGGAGAAGGAGUCAGGGUUUUUCUUCAACAUGAGGUACUUUGAGGAUUCAGUGACAAACGGAGAAUGGGAGGAGGUGGAAAAGUACUUAUCCGGGUUUACAAAGGUUGAUGACAACCGUUACUCCAUGAAAAUUUUCUUUGAAAUUCGAAAGCAGAAGUAUCUUGAAGCCCUCGACAAGCGUGACCAUGCGAAGGCUGUGGAGAUUCUCGCAAAAGAUUUAAAAGUAUUUUCAACAUUCAAUGAGGAACUCUUCAAGGAAAUUACUAUGCUUUUGACAUUGCAAAACUUUAGGGAAAAUGAUCAGCUCUCUAAGUAUGGUGAUACCAAGUCAGCUAGAGCUAUAAUGCUUGUUGAGCUAAAGAAAUUAAUUGAAGCGAAUCCACUAUUUCGUGAUAAGCUUCAGUUUCCCACCUUGAAAAAUUCGAGACUGAGAACGCUGAUCAAUCAGAGUUUAAAUUGGCAGCACCAGCUUUGUAAGAAUCCGAAGCCCAAUCCUGAUAUAAAAACUCUCUUUGUUGAUCACUCUUGUGGGCAGUCAAAUGGUGCUCGGGCUCCCUCCCCUGUCACAAAUCCAUUGAUUGGUUCAAUUCCUAAAGUUGGUGGGUUCCCGCCUAUUGGAGGUCCUGCUCCAUUCCAGCAUGCUCCUGCUCCUUUGACAAAUUCACUUGCAGGAUGGAUGGCCAAUCCAUCCUCCAUGCCACACCAAGCUCUUUCUGUGGGACCGAUGGGCUUAACUCCCCCAAAUCAUGCUGUGUCUAUGCUAAAGCGUCCUAGGACUCCUCCUACUAACAAUCCAGCACUGGACUAUCAAACUGCAGAUUCUGAGCAUGUACUGAAGAGAUCAAGACCUUUUGGAAUGCCAGAGGAGGUCAACAGUCUGCCUGUCAACAUAUUGCCCGUUGUGUAUCCCAGUCAGAGCCAUGCUCAUUCCUCGUACUCUGCUGAUGACUUGCCCAAGACCGUUGUGGCAAAUUUGAAUCAGGGUUCUGGUGUGAAAAGCAUGGAUUUCCAUCCAGUGCAACAAACUCUACUCGUAGUUGGAACAAAUAUCGGUGAGGUUUCUGUCUGGGAUGUAAGUAGCGGCGAGAAGCUCGUUUUCAGAAAUUUUAAGGUGUGGGACCUUGGAUCUUGCACAAUGACGCUACAGGCUUCUUUGGCUAAUGAAUACACUGCAUCAGUGAACCGUGUCAUGUGGAGUCCUGAUGGAAGCAUUUUUGGUGUUGCAUAUUCAAAGCACAUUGUUCACUUGUAUGCUUAUUAUGGAAGUGAUGAUUUAAGGAACCACCUUGAGAUUGAUGCCCAUGUUGGUAGUGUCAGUGAUAUUGCUUUUUCUCAUCCGAACAAGCAAUUGUGCAUUAUAACUUGUGGGGAGGACAAGACAAUCAAGGUGUGGGAUGCAGUCUCUGGUGCUAAGCAGUACACUUUUGAGGGUCAUGAGGCCCCUGUUUAUUCUGUAUGCCCACAUUACAAGGAAAAUAUUCAGUUCAUCUUUUCUACUGCUGUUGAUGGAAAAAUCAAGGCAUGGCUAUAUGAUAAUAUGGGUUCAAGAGUUGAUUAUGAUGCUCCAGGUCACUCUUGUACUACUAUGGCCUACAGUGCCGAUGGGACUAGGUUAUUCUCAUGUGGUACGAACAAAGAUGGUGAAUCAUAUAUUGUGGAGUGGAAUGAAAGCGAAGGGGCUGUGAAGAGGACAUAUCUUGGUCUUGGGAAACGGUCAGUUGGAGUUGUGCAAUUUGAUACAACAAAGAAUCGGUUCUUGGCAGCUGGUGAUGAGUUUAAAAUAAAAUAUUGGGACAUGGACAAUGUAAACCUCUUAAUUACUAUUGAUGCCGAUGGUGGUUUACCGGCUUCCCCUUGCAUUCGGUUUAGUAAGGAAGGGACACUAUUGGCUGUGUCAACUAGCGAGAACGGUGUUAAAGUACUUGCCAAUGCUGAAGGUAUUCGAGUGAUGCGCUCAGUAGAAAAUCGUGCUGGGGCUGCUUCAAAGAACGGUGAUGGCAGGAAUUUACCAGAUGCAAAAACCAGAAUAUCUGAUGAGCUGGAAAAAUCCAAGAUUUGGAAGCUGACAGAAAUUAGCGAACAAUCUCAACUUCGUUCCUUGAGGCUUCCUGAUAGUUUAUUGUCAGUAAGGAUAAUUCGAUUAAUUUAUACGAAUUCCGGAGGUGCCAUCCUGGCAUUAGCAUAUAAUGCAGUUCACAAACUUUGGAAAUGGCAGCGUAGUGAGAGGAAUGUUACUGGAAAGGCAACCACGGCUGUUCCACCACAACUUUGGCAACCUUCUAGUGGAAUUUUAAUGACCAACGACAUUAGUGAGACGAACCUUGAGGAAGCUGUUCCAUGCUUUGCACUUUCGAAGAACGACUCUUAUGUUCUCUCAGCAUCAGGAGGAAAAAUCUCCCUAUUUAAUAUGAUGACAUUUAAGACAAUGACGACUUUUAUGCCGCCCCCACCGGCAGCAACGAUUCUUGCCUUCCAUCCUCAGGACAAUAAUGUUAUUGCUAUUGGAAUGGAGGACUCCUCCAUACAAAUUUACAAUGUUCGCGUUGAUGAGGUAAGAAGCAAGCUCAAAGGUCAUCAGAAAAGAGUAACUGGCCUUGCUUUUUCCAAUGCUCUACAUGUUCUUGUAUCGUCAGGAGCUGAUGCUCAGAUAUGUGUUUGGAGUCUAGAUGGAUGGGAAAAGAAGGCAAGUAAGUUCUUGCAGAUCCCCUUCGGGCGUGCAUCAAAUCAUCUUGCACCGACACGAGUCCAAUUUCACCAGGAUCAGACUCACUUCUUGGUUGUUCACGAGACUCAAAUAGCCAUAUAUGAGGCUCCGAAACUGGAGUGCAUAAAGCAGUGGGUUCCCCGGGAAUCAAGCCCUCUGAUAACAGAUGCUACAUACUCGUGCGACAGCCAGUCAAUUUACACUUGCUUCGAGGAUGGGAGCGUGAACGUCUUCACAGCUGUGGGACUGAAACUGAGGUGUCGAAUAAACCCCACAGCCUAUUUGCCCUCCACCCCAAGCUCAAGGGUUUAUCCAUUGGUCAUCACCGCUCAUCCAACAGAGCCUCAUCAGUUCGCAUUGGGACUCACUGACGGCGGAGUCCACGUGCUAGAGCCUCUGGAAACGGAAGGAAAGUGGGGCACUGUCCCUCCACAAGAAAACGGCGCAGGCCCGAGUAUGAGCCCCGUUGUGUCGGCCCCGGACCAGUCCUCAAGAUAGCAAUAUUUUAACACCCUUUAUGUUGGGGCAGUAGGCUUGUAAAAAUGCAUAGCUCAGGGUUGGAGAAAGGGGACAAGUGGAAAAUGUUGAUAGAUAUUGGAGGAAGGGAGAGUAUAUAGUUUUCAGUGGGAUUAGAUGAAAACUGAGACCCUUGAAUUAAAUUAACAAGUUCUAUUUCCUGCUUGCA
Messenger RNA from Sesamum indicum (sesame), 3706 nucleotides. The record is from RefSeq and is a predicted model, not a curated record. Lineage: Eukaryota; Viridiplantae; Streptophyta; Magnoliopsida; Lamiales; Pedaliaceae.